AUGGAGAGAAACUCAAGCACUUCUGUCUGGAGGAUAAACAGCCUGCCUGUGUGGCGUGUCAGACUUCCAAACGACACACCAACCACAGGUGCUGCCCCCAUAGAUGAAGCUGUUCUGGAUCACAAGGUAAUGUAAUAUAACACAUUCGAUAUAGUAUAAAAAAUUUUUGGUCGCUGGCGUAGUUAACUGCAGUGACUAUAGCAACCAGUCUUGAGAACGGCGUAGUGGACUGCAGUGACCACAGCAACCAGUGUAUUGUGGUGGAUAUUAUAAAAUAAGGAUUUGGUUUGGUCCAAGUCAAACUAAGAUGCUUUAUUUCUGAGCUCAGAGGGAACCGAGACAGAGCAUUGGGUGAUAAGCACGUGUCUUUCUAGUUUGCUGUUCUUGGGCGGGACUUUCAGUUCUUCUUUUAUCUCUAAGAGGACACAGGAGCAAGCUGGUUUGGAACACAGAAUUAUACUCAGAAGAACAGGAGGUUAUAAUAGGACAGUUUCACAAGGUUAGUCACAUACUCAGUUAUGUGGACACAUACAAUUUAAAAUUUCCCAUUACAGUAUUCAUUUGUUGUGUGUUGAAUUUGCAAUUCAUACACAGACAAUGUUGUUUAAUUCCAGGAGAAAGUGAAGACUGGACUGGAGUCCUUACAGGAGAAAGUGAAGACUGGACUGGAGUCCUUACAGGAGAAUCCGAAGGUCUUUAACCAAGUUAAAUCAACAUAUCAAGGUAAAAUAACAGUUUGCUCUGUAUUUAUUUCAGUACAAACCAGUCUCUGAGGUCUGGACCUUUAUGGCACAAGCUGUAGUCUACUCUAAUCGACUCAUUUACAGUUUCAUAGUAAUAUCUUUAUCUCUCUCACUGUCUCCAGAGCCAGGCCCAGCACUCUAAUCGACUCAUUUACAGUUUCAUAGUAAUAUCUUUAUCUCUCUCACUGUCUCCAGAGCCAGGCCCAGCACUCAGAGAAGCAGAUUAAGGAGAAGAUUGAGAAGUUUCACCAGUUUCUAUAAGAGGAAGAGGAGGCCAGGACAGCUGCACUGAGGGAGGAAGAGGAGGCCAGGACAGCUGCACUGAGGGAGGAAGAGGAGGCCAGGAUAGCUGCACUGAGGGAGGAAGAGGAGCAGAAGAGUCAGAUGAAGAUUGAAGACAUUAGCAGAGAGAUUAUCAUCCCUUUCAGACACAAUCAGAGCCAUAGAGGAGGAUCAAGGAGCUGAAGACAUUUCAUUCCUGCAGGUAGGAACUCUCUCCUCAGCAAAAGAUUGUUUACGAGACAUGUCGUGAUGAAAAAUGUACAAAUAUUUGUUGAUAGCCUGGUCCUUUCUUUUACAGAACUACAAGGCCACCAUGGAACGGUAAGAGAUCUGCCUCCUCUCUCUCUCUUCUCUGUAGUUCUGAACCUAACCCCACAGCAGAACGGGACUCCUGAAUGUUCUGCAGAGCCCAGUGAACACUCCCAGAUCCACAGCUAGUCUCAGGAGCGUUGAUAGACGUGGCCAAUCACCUGGGCAACCUGCAGUUCAGAGUCUGUUCAAUACUGUCAGUAUGAUUUUAUGAUCGCAAAAAAGACAAACCUAAUGUAUAAAAUCUGAAAGAUGUUAUGUAGGAUCGUAGUUUGAAAUGCAUUUCAAUGUGAUUCAUAAUGAACUAGUCUCCCCUCAAUCACUUUCUAAUGUUUCUGUGUUCUCUCUGUUCAGCUCCUGUGAUUCUGGACCCCAACACCUCUCACCCAUGUUACAUCCUGUCUGACCAUCUGACCAGUGCGCGAUGCGGAGAUGAGAGACAGCAGCCUUCUGACAGCCCAGCGAGGUUUGAUGACUAUCCAUUGGUCCUGGGCUCUUAGUGCUUUAACUCCGGGACACCCAGCUGGGACGCUGAGUUUGGGGACAGUCCAGUAUCGAGAGUGGGUGUAGUGAAAGAGUCUGGUCAGAGGGAGAAUAUGGAAUAGCCUCCCCAUCAGAUCCAGGCGCUGACCUCCCAGUGAGACAGAAAGCCCAGAGGGUCCCAGUGAGACAGAAAGCCCAGAGGGUCCCAGUGAGACAGAAAGCCCAGAGGGUCCCAGUGAGACAGAAAGCCCAGUGAGAAAGAAAGCCCAGAGGGUCCCAGUGAGACAGAAAGCCCAGAGGAUCCCAGUGAGACAGAAAGCCCAGAGGGUCACAGUGAGACAGAAAGCCCAGAGGUUCACAGUGAGACAGAAAGCCCAGAGGUUCACAGUGAGACAGAAAGCCCAGAGGUUCACAGUGAGACAGAAAGCCCAGAGGAUCCCAGUGAGACAGAAAGCCCAGAGGAUCCCAGUGAGACAGAAAGCCCAGAGGAUACCAGUGAGACAGAAAGCCCAGAGGGUCACAGUGAGACAGAAAGCCCAGAGGGUCACA
Molecule: messenger RNA, 2366 nt
Organism: Coregonus sp. 'balchen'
Lineage: Eukaryota; Metazoa; Chordata; Actinopteri; Salmoniformes; Salmonidae
Source: the annotation of a GenBank genome assembly